AUGUAUAUUUUUCACCGAGGAAUCAAAGUAGUGAACGAAUUUCUUCCGGUUACAAACCACUGGUUAAUUUUGUUUGCUUCGAUCCCAGUGGCCUUAUCGACGGGAACUAUAUUCGUUUAUUCGGUUUACAGUACAGACUUGGCGAAACGAUGCCAGUUAGAUGCAUCACAGACGGGAAGCUUGAAUAUUAGUGCGACCAUUGGAACUGCAUUUGGGGGAUUAUUUGGAGGGUUGAUUACCGAUACGUAUGGUACACAGUUGCCUAUCCUUGUGAGCUGUGUGAGCAUUUCGCUUGGAUAUAAAUGGUUGUAUGAUUCCUACAGACUCGGACAAAAUAGCAGUAUGACUUUGUUGCUCCUUUCUAUGUUUUUAGUUGGUAUUGGGUCUGUUUCGGGGUAUUUCAGUGCUAUUAAGGCGGUGACGCUAAAUUUCCCUAAUUACAAAAGUUCUGCUCAAAGUGUAACCAUUGCAUCGUUUGCGAUUUCAAGUUUGUUGUUUCUGUUUAUCUCGUCCAGAAUUUUGAAAGGAGAUAUAGGGGCGUUUUUAUAUUUUAUGCAUGUUGCAUGCGGCCUUCUAAUCUUGUUGGGAUUUAUAUUCAUUCGAGUAGAUGGGCAUUUUGAAGAUAAGAAACAACAUCAAGAAACUCAGGUAGAGUGCGAUGAAAUGACUGGUUUGCUAAUUUCAAAUCAAUCAGAAUCUGAAGGAAUUCGUGACUCUUCGGAGGACACCAAUGAUUUGAAAUCUAUGUCAUUGAAGAGGUCACUAAUUCACCCCGUAUUUUGGUACCAUUAUCUUAUACUCUCGCUCAUCCAGGGCUUUGGUCAAAUGUAUAUUUAUUCUAUUGGGUUUAUUUUGAAGGCUAUACAUUAUUACUACGAUAAUGAAGUAUCACAAAAGACCGGCUCUCCUUCAUUACAAACACACCAAGCAUUACAUGUUUCCUUGAUUGCGAUAUGUUCAUUCAUUGGAAGAUUGACAUCGGGACCUCAGUCCGACUUUCUAGUGAGGAAGGCACAUUGUCAAAGGCAUUGGAUUUUGAUUCUAGGUUUAUCCUUGAUGUUUGCAGGUCAUUGCAUAAACUUUAUUGACUUGACACGGCUUUGUUCUGACUUACGUCUGGCUAAUAAAAUAUUACUGUUGGCUUCUUGCAUCAUUGGAUACGCUUACGGGUUUAGCUUUACUUGUUAUCCAGCGAUAAUUUCGGAUCUAUUUAAUAUGCGUAAUUAUAGCUUCCUUUGGGGUACUAUGUAUACAAGUACUACUUUUGGCUUAGCAUUAAUGACAAGUAUAUUUGGUUACUAUUAUGAUUUAAAUAGCACUAAGUGGGAUGAUACAGCUGAAGAAUAUGUUUGUAACAAAGGAUCGGGCUGUUAUAAAUCAACUUUUCAAAUAACAUCAGGACUAUGCGUACUCACGGCUAUUCUAGUCUUGGGCUAUAUUUAUACAAAGAGGUCUAAUAAGCCACCUGUUAUACUAUAG
This is a messenger RNA of Debaryomyces fabryi, 1479 nucleotides long. RefSeq lists its product as uncharacterized. Lineage: Eukaryota; Fungi; Ascomycota; Pichiomycetes; Serinales; Debaryomycetaceae. The coding region runs from base 1 to 1479 and encodes 492 amino acids. The record is from RefSeq and is a predicted model, not a curated record. Gene Ontology annotation, molecular function: transmembrane transporter activity. Gene Ontology annotation, cellular component: membrane. The transcript has a single exon. Gene Ontology annotation, biological process: transmembrane transport.